AUGGCGAACAGGUUGAUUCGGAUGAAUCUAUUGAGACAGUUUUUUUCUAGUUUACCUCAAUGGCAAAAAAUUCCGUGUCAUGUGCCUCGCCCAGUUUUACAAGCCAGACUUUUACAUCACAAUCAACAGUUGUACAGCCAAAGUGUCAUUCCGGCACCUGAAAAUGACGUUAGUACAGAAUCGCUGGACCUUGAGCAAGCAAGCUUAGCACACCAUGAUUACUUCAAUGUCAGAAAUCUAAUCAACUUAAAACAACUUUUUACUAACCGGGUCCACUUCGGUCACAAGAAAGGUGUUCGCAAUCCUUUCAUGGUUCCAUACAUUUAUGGCAACCGUCUUGAUGUGGACAUAAUUGAUCUUGACCAGACACUUCCACUGUUUAAAGAUGCACUUAACUUUGCUGCCCACAUUGCCUAUCGUAAAGGCAUUAUCCUGUUCAUGAGUAGAAAUCAACAAAUGAUGCUUCGGAUUGAGAAAACAGCCGAAGAGUGUGGAGAAUAUGCCAACUGUCGUUAUUGGGCUGGAGGCGUCUUUACUAAUUCCAGUGUAAUGUUUGGAUCAGUUACAAGACUUCCAGAUUUGAUCAUCUUCAUCAGUACAUUGAACAAUAUAUUUGAGUCACAUACUGCAGUAAGAGAUGCUGCCAAGAUGUGUAUCCCCACCAUAGGUAUUGUGGACACUAAUGCUGACCCUCGCCUCAUUACCUACCCUAUCCCAGGCAAUGACGACUCUCCUGUUGCUAUUGAACUUUAUUUGCGUCUUUUUAAGAGGGCGAUUUUGAUUGGUAAGAACAGAAGAAAGAAAGAUGAAGAAAGUUUGGAAUAA
Molecule: messenger RNA, 825 nt
Organism: Acanthosepion pharaonis
Lineage: Eukaryota; Metazoa; Mollusca; Cephalopoda; Sepiida; Sepiidae
Source: the annotation of a GenBank genome assembly